GAGAUUUUUUUCAUUAUAUUUUUAUUCAGAAAAAAUAUGCUGUCGCACAAAAACAUAUUUAGUUAUAUAUCGUCUUUGCAGCGCACCACAAUAAAUUAUAGUGGCAUACGAAUUUACACAUGGGCCAAAUAGUACAACAAUUACAUCCAUUCUAAAAUAUGUUUUAAUGAAGCGAUACUUUUUUAUUGAUCAAGGAUAUUAAAAGAGAGCACAUUAAAAACAAAAAGAAAAACUAAAACAAAAUGAAGGUGUUGACAAUAAUAACCGUGAUCGUAUUCAUUGAAACAUCAAAAGCAUAUCGCUACGACUAUAGAAAACAUGAAUAUAGAACAAAUGCCAAGCAAAAAACAAACAUAUACGACAAUGGGCAGCGCAUGCAAGAGGUAUACGAUGUUGUAAAGAAAUAUCAUGAGGAUGAUGAUGGCGUUGAGGGCGAUGAUAGCAUGGAGGUGUUGUACAACAAACCGGAAGCGGAAAUGAAAUCCGGUUCAGAGGCCACAAUAGAGGUUGACGCACUGCAUUGUCCCCAGGGCUGUGUGUGUCAAUACGCACACUUCUCCGAUUUGCCCAUAUCGCAUUGGAUUAAUUUUAUGCAGCAAAAGGCAUCGAGUUCAGCCACUGGGAAUGCUGCGCCUGACGAUGACCUUAUAAACGACAAUGAAUCAAACUACGAAGGUGACCUGAGUUAUCUCAUUAAUCCUUUUGUAAAGCAAUCCACUUGCAUAAUACAGGAAGAUACGGACACAGAAAAACUCAUAGGCACCUUGCCCCAUGACAUACAGGCCUUGGUUUUGUUGUACACCGGCAUCGGCAGAAAUAAAACAGUGAACACCAAUAUUUUGAAAGCGCUAAACCAAUUACAGACACUGGAGGUAAGGGGCUCCCAAGACCGUGGCUUACGCUUAGUAUUGGAUGCCCCUUUGCACUUCUUAAAACACGCUAACUUUGAGUCCAUAACCCUUAUGGGAUCGGAAGUGGUAAAAAGACCCAACAAUUUCGUACAUCCCAAGGAGGUCUUCAAAUAUAAACCAAAUAUCGAGUUAUUAAACAGCAUGGAGUUCACCGAAGAGGAUAUCAACACCAAACACUACGAUCGCAAGUUGCUUGUCGAGUUGCAACAACAAGAGCAAGAGGAAUUAGAAAUUGUGCCCUAUGAAGUGUACAUAGAAGAAGUAAAGAAGGCAAAAAUGCCCACCUUUUAUGGCUGGGAACGUUUAGAAGUGCUACGCAUACAAGCGUGUGGCAUGCAGGAGCUAUCUUGGGAGAUGUUUAUGGGGCUAGACGAACUGCAACAUCUGUCCCUGGAGCAGAACAAUAUUGAAGUGGUGCCACCAUUCGCCUUAUCAGGCGCCACACAAUUGAAAACCUUAUCGCUGGCACACAAUGCUAUACACGAUUUACACUAUCGUAACUUAGCCGGCUUAUUUGAAUUACAAGUAUUGGACUUAAGCGAUAAUCGUCUAACAAAACUAACAGAAUUGAGCUUUCCGCCCUUGCCCAAAUUGGAGCAAGUUGAUUUUCGCAACAAUCCCAUCCGUUAUAUAUUUCCAGCCAGCUUUUGGGUCAUGAAUAACACAAGAGAAAUGUAUUUUGGUUCGAAUGAAACUCCCCUCGAACUAUGGGGCAAUCAACCAUUUAAGAAGCUCACACAACUCAGGCAAUUGGAAAUAAACAAUGUUUCCAUAAAUUAUUUGGAACAGAAUAUUUUUAAGGACUUAAUUUCGCUGCAGAAGCUUAAGCUAAGGGGUGAGAUAAAUUCUCUUGAGUUUGAUGCUUUUUCCGGAUGUUCAGAGCUGUCGGAAUUGGACUUGUCUCACUGCCAAAUCAAUGACAUUUCAAUGGACGCCUUUAUGGGCUGUAAAAGCUUGCGAAUGAUUAACUUAUCACACAACAAUAUAACCUACAUAACUCCAGGACUCUUUGAUGAUCAACCUAAUCUUGAGGAAAUCUACUUAAAUAACAAUCAUCUGAAAACCCUCCCCAAAACAUUCUUCCAGCAGCGAAAACUUAUGGUGGCUCGACUUUCUGAAAACCCCUGGAAAUGCUCUUGCGAUAUGGCCAAUUGGAAGGCGAAAAUAACCAACCAAGAAAAUGUCCCCCCCACCGAGAGGUGUAUCAAUGACUAUUUCUCAGGCAAGAAAUUGUCUUGUCGCAAAUUCAGCAACUAUAAAUUUAACAAACAGUUUGCCCCUCGCUGCCAGAAUUUCAAUGGACGCACAGUGUUCUAUGUGCUACGAAAACAGAUGCAAUGUGGCACUCAAUAUCUUCAGUUGAAAAAUCGAGUAUCUUCUUCAAAUCACAGAUUGCCCCACUGGCGUAAAAUGGAGGCGAGACUGCGAACCUCCAAAAACAAUCUCACAGAGCAGCCUUACGAUGAAGGUAGUAAUCCAUUAUCAAAUCGCAUGCUAUGGCAAUUGCAGAAACAGGAGAAAGUCCAAGCCACGUUAAGAAAUCUUCAUGAAAAUUCAUUGGAUUACCAGUUUGCCAAAGUGUCGCAUGCCAAGAGAACGGAGCACGCCGCAACAGACGUUCAGAAUGAAAUUUGAUGUGUCGUGUAUAGAUGCAAUAUUUUUUGAAUUAGUAUCAGCCUUUAUUUAGAACAUAAAAAUAGUCAUUUUAAGAAUAAAUAAUACUGAAUAAAACAAACCAACACGAAUGUACAAAAAGAAUAAGAAGACUAAAACUCCAAAUACAACGUAA
This is a messenger RNA of Stomoxys calcitrans (stable fly), 2700 nucleotides long. Its product is annotated as toll-like receptor 13. The transcript has 4 exons. Lineage: Eukaryota; Metazoa; Arthropoda; Insecta; Diptera; Muscidae. Gene Ontology annotation, molecular function: protein binding. Bases 243 to 2546 code for a protein of 767 amino acids. The record is from RefSeq and is a predicted model, not a curated record. Gene Ontology annotation, cellular component: plasma membrane.